AAUCAUAUUGUAAAAAUAAAAACAUUUGAUUAUCCAUCCAUCCAUCAAUUUAUUGAAAUUGUUUUCUGACCUUUUUACUUUGACAUUAUUAGUGUUUCAUAUAUACAUAUUUUGAUGUUUCAGAAUAACAUAUGACUUAUAAAUGUUGGUAUAUCCAUUUUUAUACUAUACACCCGCCAUAGAGAAGAUGAGGAACUAACUUGACUGGUUGCAAGUCACCAUUAAAAAGGAGAAAAGAAGAAAAAGGUAAAUAUUGUAUUCUUCAUUUCAGGUAAGUGCACAAGGACAUUAAUGGAUUUAUUUAUGUGGUGUGUGAUUUCUUGAUGGAUGACGAUGACAUGUUUUUGAGUUGAUGACAUGGAGUAACAUUAUGUGGCUGCCUACGUCGCCACGCUGCUCAAUAAGUCCACGGAGUCCAAGAACAAUCUUCAUGUUUAAUAUUUUACAGCGCCGUAAAAGUUCAUCUACCACGCCUCAAACAGCAGCUUGCAAAUAUUUCUACACACAGCAACAUAAUGAGCGUCGCUGGAACACAAACCGAAGCGGAAGCCCGCCUGGAGGCCCUGCAGUGUCACUUCACGUGGAAGCUGCACGCCAGCAGAUCCAGACUGUUCUUGCUUAAGGACAAAGUGGAAGACAUCGGCACCGUGGAGGGAUACAGCUGGCUGGGUCACAUGUACAACUUGCAGGGUUUCAUACACCACCAGCUGGGCCUCACGCCGGAGGCCUUGCGUUACUUCCGCCGGGCUGCAGAGGCUCUGCGUCAGGUGAGGAACACCAUCUCAGAAGAAGGUCCCUGGCUUGUCAUAAACUACGGGAACCUGGCUUGGCUGCACCACCUCAUGGGAGAACAGGCGGAAAGUCAAUCGUAUCUGUCCAAGGUCCAGACCCUUCUGAUUGACCACCCUUCUCCGUGCCUUGAAGAACUCCAUCCAGAAAUCUGUGCCGAAAAGGCCUGGACCUUGAUGACGUUUGGGAAAGACAAGACCCCUCUGGUAGUGGAAUAUUUCCAGAGAGCCAUCAGGAUGCAGCCGGACGUGGUGGAGUGGCACUCCAGCCACGUUGUAGCUUUAGCCAGGACUUCCAAACGCUACAACGCGCGGCUGCAAGCUGACAUUUUGGAGAAAAUGGACAUCGCCGUCAAACAUGACCCGGACAACUUGUAUCUGGCGACGCUUCACCUCACAGCCCGCGCUGCCAAAGGCCGAAGAAUUGAAAGCGAGGCAUGCCGGCUGGCGAAGAAGGUUUUGGGAAAGCCCGCCAGCAGCUACAGCGGCAUCAAACCCUUACUUAAACUCUACAGAGUCCACCUGUCAAUGCAGGAAGCUCUGGACCUGGCGGAGGAAGCUGUUGAAAGACAUCCGGGCCACCGUUACCUGAAGAGGUGUGCCGCGAUCUGCUACAAAAAGAGAAUCCUUUUCUACAAGGACACUCCGCCGGAGCAAAACCUGAUGGACAGAGCCAUCAGCCUGCACGAGGAAGUCAUUUCCCUCUACCCUCAAUCUUCACUGAGAAGGAAAAUAACGCUGGCUAACAUUUGCGCCAAGUCUGCGCACGGCCAAGCUAAAGCCGACCGGAUAUUUGAGGACCUGCUGGAGGACAGUCAGGAAGCUGCAGACAGACAGAUGCUGUACAGCGCCUACGCUAAAUAUUUACACCUGACCAAGAGGCAGAGCUACAAGUCCAUAGAAUAUUACAUGAGGGCGGCCGCUAUUCAGCAUCCGUCGGUGUAUCGGGCAAAAAGCAUUCAGAUUCUGGAGAAAAUUAAGGCCAGGAAUAGAAACAGAAUGUGUGGCGAAAUCGACGAGCUUCUGGCCAACCUACGAGACUGAAAAGUUUGGCUUCAGGAUUAGGAGGUUAAGAUCUUUGCUCACAUACAGCAUGUUUUUUUAACACGAUUCAUCAUUUCAUGUUAUACUCCGCAGUAAUAAUGUUGCAACUGUUCUGCAAUGUAAAAAAAAGGUCAGUAGUCACAUGUCUUGUGAUCAUGUUCUGUUUGUUUUUGACUCCAUUAGUUCCUGUUUUUGGCACCCUGGUUUGUUUUAGUUUCCAUGACAACUCAUUAGUUUUACCUGCCUCAUUUGUUUGAACUCACGCACCUGUUGUUACUAUUUAAGCCUGUCAUUUUCUGUUGGUCGUUCUGGUGUCAUCUCUUUUGUUUUUCCUCCGUCCAUGCCAAUGUUCGUACUGAUGUUCAUUGCUCAUGCUGCUUUGCUCAUGUCACACUAAGUGUUGUUUGUUUUAUGUGCACAGUUUAUGUUUAAGUGUUAGUUUUGUUCCCUGCGUUAAGUUUUGUGCCUCCACUGUGAGUGCCUUUUGUUAGUAGCUUUUGAGUUAAUAUUAAAAUCAUGUAUUUACCUUCACGCCAUGUCCCGUCACCUUCCUUUGCAUUCCGGGAAAACAAACCCCACCACAAUACCCGUUUUGACAAGUAGAUAUUACAGUAAAAAAUGGCAGCUCAGUCGACAGUAUUUUAUUGUAAAAAUAACAAUGGUUUGUUUUUUCCAUUUACCGUAAUACACCGUAAAACCAACU
Molecule: messenger RNA, 2535 nt
Organism: Nerophis ophidion (straightnose pipefish)
Lineage: Eukaryota; Metazoa; Chordata; Actinopteri; Syngnathiformes; Syngnathidae
Product: interferon-induced protein with tetratricopeptide repeats 1-like
Exons: 2
Coding region: 516-1832 (438 amino acids)
Biological process (GO): defense response to virus
Cellular component (GO): cytosol
Molecular function (GO): protein binding
Source: RefSeq, a predicted model, not a curated record